Molecule: messenger RNA, 1220 nt
Organism: Trematomus bernacchii (emerald rockcod)
Lineage: Eukaryota; Metazoa; Chordata; Actinopteri; Perciformes; Nototheniidae
Product: ADP-ribosylation factor 4
Exons: 6
Coding region: 198-740 (180 amino acids)
Biological process (GO): intracellular protein transport; vesicle-mediated transport
Cellular component (GO): plasma membrane; cytoplasm
Molecular function (GO): GTPase activity; GTP binding
Source: RefSeq, a predicted model, not a curated record
UCAUUAGUUCCCCGUUGGCCUCGACGUGGCACCGAGAGGAGAGAGGAUCCGGGUCUGAGUUAGCUCUGUUUACCCCCUGAAAACCGGCUGAUUACUGGCUGUUUACCGGCUCAUCUCAGGCUGCUAACCGGCUGAUUACCGGCUCCUCUUUCUCCCCCGCAGGCUCCUACCCCCCGCCGCUGGACGGGACUCUAAAGAUGGGGCUGACCAUCUCCUCGCUGUUCUCCCGGUUCUUCGGGAAGAAGCAGAUGCGGAUCCUGAUGGUGGGUCUGGACGCAGCAGGUAAAACGACGAUCCUCUACAAACUCAAGCUGGGAGAGAUCGUCACCACCAUCCCAACCAUCGGCUUUAACGUAGAGACGGUGGAGUAUAAGAACAUCUGCUUCACGGUGUGGGACGUGGGGGGGCAGGACAAGAUCCGCCCGCUGUGGAGACACUACUUCCAGAAUACACAGGGUCUGAUCUUCGUGGUGGACAGUAACGACAGAGAGAGAGUCGCUGAGUCAGCGGAGGAGCUCUCCAAGAUGAUCCAGGAGGACGAGCUGAAGGAAGCCGUGCUGCUCGUCUUCGCAAACAAACAAGAUCUCCCCAACGCCAUGGCAGUGAGCGAACUCACCGACAAGCUGGGGCUGCACAGCCUGAGGAGCAAGACUUGGCACGUUCAGGCGACCUGCGCGACACAGGGCACCGGGCUCUACGAGGGUCUCGAUUGGCUGUCCAACGAGCUGUCCAAACGCUGAGGAGGAUGAAGAUGAAGAGGAGGAAUUCACUGAACUGUUUUGUUUUUUAAAUUAUAUGUGUCGUCUGUGGGAGGAAGUGAUGUCAUGGACUCUGACCUCUGACCUCUUUGAAUCCGCAUGUUUUAAAAUCAUGUGAAAGGAAGGGGUGGGGCUUAACACACCUGUGAGGGGGCGGGGCUUAACACACACCUGUGGGGGGCGGGGCUUAACACACACAUCUGUGGGGGCGGGGCUUAACACACACACCUGUGGGGGUGGGGCUUAACACACACACCUGUGGGGGGCGGGGCUUAACACACACACCUGUGGGGGGCGGGGCUUAACACACACACCUGUGGGGGCGGGGCUUAACACACAUCUGUGGGGGGGCGGGGCUUAACACACACACCUGUGGGGGGCGGGGCUAACCUGAAGUCAUUCCAUAACAUGUGAAGAAGAGAAGUGAUGAAGACGAUGCAAUAAAGGGUUUCUCUUUCUUCA